Scomber japonicus (chub mackerel) is the source of this 963-nucleotide messenger RNA. Its product is annotated as odorant receptor 131-2-like. Gene Ontology annotation, biological process: G protein-coupled receptor signaling pathway. The coding region runs from base 1 to 963 and encodes 320 amino acids. Gene Ontology annotation, molecular function: G protein-coupled receptor activity. The transcript has a single exon. The record is from RefSeq and is a predicted model, not a curated record. Gene Ontology annotation, cellular component: membrane. NCBI's taxonomy places the organism in Eukaryota, Metazoa, Chordata, Actinopteri, Scombriformes, Scombridae.
AUGACGUUUUCAAAUCAAUCUCUGACCAAUGUCAGCACUGAACAGCAGUAUCAGGGAUUGCUGGAAAGGGGGUUAUUUUCCGCUCUGACUUCAGUGCCAUGCUUUGUGUUCCUCUUCAUUAAUGUGACCAUGCUUUUUACCCUGAGGAGUAAAUCAGUGUUUUGUGAGACCUCCCGUUACAUUCUUCUGUAUAACCUCCUUUUUGCAGACACUGCACAGCUGGUUGUGAGCCAGUUAUUGUACAUACUUGCUUUCUGUAGAAUGAAACUGACUUAUCCUGUAUGUGGUGCUCUGACCUUGAUUGCUGUUCUCGCAAAUGAAAUUUCUCCUCUCACACUAGUGUUGAUGUCUCUGGAGAGAUAUGUAGCUGUGUGUUACCCACUGAGGCACGCUACCAUCAUCACCACUAGAAACACAGCUGUGGCUAUCAUUGUAGUUUGGGCUUUUAGUUCACUAAAUGUUCUCAUUCGAGUUGUUUUGCUGUUAGAGUUUCCAUUUGAAGACCUGGAGAGCCUGCAGAUGAAAGACUUUUGCUCAAACAUAGCCAUGUCUAUUGGUCCAAUGUCUGUUGACUAUGACAAGGCCUACACUUGUUUUCUGUUUGUUUCAGCUGCUGUUGCAAUCACUUCUUCCUAUAUUGGUGUGAUGAUAGCAGCCAGGUCGGCCUCCACAGACAAAGCUUCAGCCCAUAAAGCUCGUAACACACUGCUGCUGCAUCUGGUGCAGCUGGGCCUCAGUCUCUCCUCAACCAUUUACACCCCAAUGCUCAUAGCUCUUUCGAAAUCUUUAGCAAGAUUAUUAUUUGUGCGUGUCCAGAAUGUUUUUUAUGUGUGCAUCUUCAUUUUCCCAAGAUGUCUGAGUUCUCUCAUUUAUGGCAUCAGAGACCAAACCAUCAGACCCAUCCUUGUAUACCAUCUAUGCUGUCGGCUGAAACUCUCAGCCAAGUCUGAGGUCUCCCCUUAG